Messenger RNA from Myzus persicae (green peach aphid), 1825 nucleotides. RefSeq names its product prolyl 3-hydroxylase OGFOD1 (gene sud1). Gene Ontology annotation, biological process: peptidyl-proline hydroxylation; regulation of translational termination. Gene Ontology annotation, molecular function: iron ion binding; peptidyl-proline dioxygenase activity; L-ascorbic acid binding. The coding region runs from base 335 to 1711 and encodes 458 amino acids. The transcript has 8 exons. The record is from RefSeq and is a predicted model, not a curated record. NCBI's taxonomy places the organism in Eukaryota, Metazoa, Arthropoda, Insecta, Hemiptera, Aphididae. Gene Ontology annotation, cellular component: cytoplasm.
CAUAACCUUAAAAAGUUAAGACGUUCAGUUUUUUCAAACAAGAUUUGUUUGAAUUUCUAUUGCAAUUCACGAUAAACUCACUGUUUACAAUUCUCAUUUCUCAAACGACAAACAGUCAAAUGGCUACGAAAUAACAAUAAUGACAUGUAGCACCUCCUAUUCACUUUAUAGUAUAUUAUUAUUAUUAUAUUCGCGGUUUAAGUGACCAGUCUCCGUGAGUGUCUACAGUACUUACCAUUAAAUAUCAAUCACCGGUUAACGUUAUGAUCUCGGGACUAAGAUAUCUCUAGGCAUUACAUUGAACUGAAAUAUUAUUUUAUCAAACUCGCCUGUAAUGAACAAUACUGUACUCAAUAUGGAUGACUCUAGAUUUAAUGGUGCAGUUACCAAACUUAAUACACCAUUUGAUGUGUAUAAAUUGGACUGUAGGGAUAUGAUAUCAAAUGCCGAGGCGUUUAAAUUACGUGAGGCGUUACUAACAAUGACGUUUAAAAAAAAAUCAUGUGAUCUAUAUUCGUUUUCUCAGUCACCGGAUUUCAUUCGCUCCACAAAACUUAAAAAGCCUAAGGAAGUGGAACAGUUUUUAGUUUUGUUGGAAACAUUGAAACAAAAUAUAGCUACUUACUUAGGCAAAACGUUUAAUGAUACGAUUAGUGCAUCUUGUUCUAAAUAUGACCGCGGAGAUUACUUACUUUGCCAUGAUGAUCGUGUCGACGAUAGGUCUGUGGCAUUCAUAUACUAUUUAAAUUAUGAUUGGCUUCCUGAAUGGGGUGGCACAUUAGAUAUUUAUUCGGUUGAUGACACAAAUUCUGCCACAGAAAUCGUAGAAAAUAUUAACCCAGAUUUCAAUACUAUGAUUUUUUUCCCAGUUGAAAAAUAUACUUAUCACCAGGUGGCUGAAAACGUAUCUACCUUUGCUCGUAUUUCCAUUAACGGUUGGUUCCACUGUGACGAACUUUCUUGGAAAAUGUAUAACCAGGCACACAAAUUUCAUUCUCCAAUGUUUACACCACAUUCUGUUUCUUCUGUUAGGUGUGAUGAUAUCACCAAAAAAUGCAUUGAAUCAAUAUUUGAGAGACCCUUGUUUAGAGAAGCUAUUAAAGAAACAUUCAAGAAAGACGGGUUCAUAAUGUGCGAAGGAUUCUUCACACAGAACAUGGUAGACUAUUUAUCUAAUGAUAUAUUUUCCAAUGACAUGAAUUGGAAAAUCAGUGGACCUUUAAACAAAAGGCAUUAUAAAUGUAUUGAUUUAAAAGAUCUGCCUGCCUCAGUUUUAUCUGUUGUUAAUUUGUUAAAGACUGAACGCAUGUUUCAAUUUUUUAAAGAUUGCACAGGUCUGGAAUUUCUUGCUGUAAAUAUUGAAGUGCAGAGAUGGCAUGGUGGACACUAUUUGGUAUCCGGUGGAAACUAUGGUCUUGGAGGUUUUAAUGUAUUAAGUGUAUAUUUAUUCUUUAGUAAAUGUUUUGGUAAAAUGUCAGAUACCAAUAAAGACGAUUUACAUUAUGUAUUUGAACUAAAAAAUACAUCAACACCGAAAUUUGCAUGUAUGCCCCAGCACAACACUAUUUUUAUGGUUAAUCGAGAUUCCAAUAUGGAUUCGUAUGUUCAAUAUUGUAAAAUAGUUGAUGGUCAUGCGUGGACUGUAGUUGUUGCUAAUUAUGUGAUUAAAAAAGAUUUCGAUUGUAAAUUGGCAAUACACAAGGUAGACUAAGUUUAUAGAUUAACUUUGGUCCUAUUUUGUUUUUUAAUGUUGACGUUAUUACUACACUUAUUCAACAAUUAUUUUCCUAUUCUAAUGUGCUUAAUAAGAUUUUUUUUUAAAUGU